UUUUUUCCCAGUACAGUUGAGUUUUAUCAUAGGGAGCGUAAAUAUCGACGAAAUGUUAUUUUAAUAAUAAAUAAUCAAAAACUUUAUGAACAUUAUAAUAUUAAAUAAAAUGAAUCAGAUAUUUCGUACUUAUGUAUUUAAUCGAAAUAUUUGUAAAUCUUUCGAAAUAAAUAAAAGAUUUGCGGGUCAUAGUAAAUGGCAGAAUAUAAAACAUACAAAAACAGAAAAUGAUAACGCAAGAGCUACAUUAUUUUUACGAUUAAGAAAAAUGAUACGAGAUGCUGUUUUGGUGGGUGGUAGUACAAAACCAUCGACAAAUGCAAAAUUAGCACGUGUUAUAGAAUAUUGCAAAAAAUCAAACAUGCCCUCAGCAUCGAUAAAUAGUGUGCUUGAAAAAAUUGCUAAUUCAAAAGAAAAAACUCAGUCUGCUUUAAUAGAAAUCAAUGGGCCAAAAAAUUGUAUCAUGAUUUUAAAAAUUGUAUCAGAUAAUAUUGUAGAUACAAAAUCACGUCUUAAUACAAUACUAAAAAAGAUCAAUGCUAAGGUUUCAGUAGGUGCAAUAAACAAUUCUUUUGAAUAUAAUGGUAUUAUAAUAACCAACAAAAAAUCUACAUUGGAGAAGGCAACAGAGGAUGCAAUAAAUGUUGGAGCUUCAGAUAUUGAGGAUAUGGAAGAUGAUGACAAAAAAUAUUAUAAGUUCAUAUGUGAGCCACAACUUUUAUCAAAAAUAACAACCAAAUUGAAAAGUCUUGAUUAUCAUAUUAUUGAUAUAAGAGAAGAAUUAACUCCACUAUGUGUUAUAAAAUUAAGUGAUGAUGAUCUAAAAAUAGUCAAAUUAGCUCAAGAGAAACUUUUAAAAAUAGAUGAAAUAGAAGAGAUAUAUGAUAAUAUAGAUCAUGAUAAUUUAUGAAAUUAGAUAUCAAUUAUAGUAUCUAAAAAUUAAAAAUAUAAACAACGCAUAUUAGAAAAUAGUACAACAUAUAAAAAAAACUAUUUUCUAUAAGUAUAUUUUUAAAAAAUAAUAUAAUUAUGGUUUAAAAAUAUAUUCUAUGUAUGUAAAUAGAAUCAUACUUUGUAUAUGAGGUUUCUAAUAUCAUAUAAUUUAUUCAUAUAUAUGUAUAUGUUACAAAAUUAUUGAUACUUAUAAAAUAGAUAUUGACCUCCCCACCUUA
This is a messenger RNA of Vespula vulgaris, 1172 nucleotides long. Its product is annotated as translational activator of cytochrome c oxidase 1. Lineage: Eukaryota; Metazoa; Arthropoda; Insecta; Hymenoptera; Vespidae. The record is from RefSeq and is a predicted model, not a curated record. The transcript is spliced from 4 exons. Bases 86 to 910 code for a protein of 274 amino acids. Gene Ontology annotation, cellular component: mitochondrion.